UUGCUUUGCUUCACAUUUGAUUUUGAAUUCAUUUUUAGUGUCACUCCCUUAAAAUGUCCAGCCUGUUCUUUAUGAGUUAAGUUUGUGUCAUUGACUUUAAAAUGUUUUUUUUUUUGUUUGUUUUGUUUUUGUUUUAUGCGAGUCUUUGCCUGAUAUUCCCUUUACAUUCACAGUAAAUCCCUUAUCACUUUUCCACUUUCACUUUUCCAUCAUCCGAUUGAGAAUACAAUUCGGUUUAAUUAAUUCCAUCGCAGAGUAUAGGCCAUAUUAUGUAAAAGUAAACUCCAAAAAUGUUACAUAACAGUUUCAUGUCUUGUUGGAUACAGACAAUAAGCUAAGAACUAAAUAUUGAAAAAAUGGCAAAGGCCAUUUACACCUUUACAUUGUUUCCUCUGCAACUAGCAUCUAUUGUUAACUAGGCAGAUCCUAUAGUGGAACGUCCUGUGUUUCCGAAAUGAACUAAAACGUGCGGGCGCCUGACGUUGAACAACCUUUCACCUUCAAUGAAAGAAGAGAAGGGGGAGUGGAAGAAUAGUGUUGAGGGUGUUGAUGCCCGGCUGUAACAACAGAGUAUCAGCCAUAUACACGAAGCGAUGGCCGCAGCUGCUGGGGCCCGAAAAUCACGGGCUUGUAUCUUGUAGAUGUUUGUAGUAUUAUUGCAUCGAAGUGGCAAUGGCUCAAUGAGGAGGACCAAUUUCGCUUAAGGCGCUGUCGGUAACGUUAGGUAGGCUUACUACCUGGAGGGGCUAGCAUCUCAGGAACAGACUGUCCCGUGAACUGUUAUUUUUGAUGGUUCGUUAGCAUAACCAUUAGCUAGCUAGCUUUCUACAGCGUUAGCAGGCUUGGAGCGUAGUGGAAUCGCAGAUUGUGUAGGCGUCUCAAACAAGAAAAGUAAAGGGACAGCGCAGUUAGGCGUUUUCAUAUUUGAGUUAGUGAAGGGCUAUUAUAUACCAUUAUUUUUGCAUGGUGAUGUGUUGGUUUCUUGUGCAAGCUUAAGCUCGCUGUCUGGCAUAACUGUUUGGUUGGAAGCUUUAUGUAUUGGUAGCCAUGUAUGAACGUAGAUAGCUAGCAGUACUAGCUGGUUGUUUAACGUCAACGCUAGUGAUUACAAAGGAGCAGCUAGGAAGACCGCUGACUGGGGAUUCAAUGUCUUUGUCUCUGCCUUCACUUUGACAAGAAUGCCUGAUGGAAUUUACCUCCCAGUCUAUGAAAAUGAAAGUUUAGAAAGAUAGCACAGCAGCUCAAUUUAACUAAUUAUCAUUGCCAAUGUGUUGACAAACGUAGCUUAGUGUUCAGUCAUUUAGGCUAGGUAGCUAGUAUAUAGCCAGCGAGUUUCUCUUUGUUGUGUACUCAGCACUCUUGCGUGCUGGAGCUUGUCCCCAACAGACUAGCAUACCGUUGAUUUUUCUGUCCUUUUAAUGUAGUGCAGCUUUUCAACAGUUAUUUGCUUGCAAACCAAACAGAUUGUUAAUGUGAUAGUCUAAAUUUUAUGGCGAGGGCAUCAGCUACAAAGUAGCUACAAACACAUUUCAGUUCACAUAUGUUAGCUAUUAUGGCCAACACUCUGGGCUCAAAUAAGAUCUUUUCAUGGAUAUUACUACUCCCUCUCAUCUGUAUCAUUUUCAUCGGAAGCUCGGUUUGCUCCCAGCAAAAUGAAAAUAUCUACGUAUCAGGGAUUUCAAGUGCUUGUGGCGAUGUGGCCGAGCUGAUCAGAGCCUCCAGCGGGGUCAUCACCAGUCCCGGCUGGCCGUUUGAGUACCCCUCCCGUGUCAACUGCAGCUGGAACAUCAGGGCCAACCCCGGCGAGAUCAUCACCAUCAGUUUUCAGGACUUUGAGAUCCAGAGUUCCCACCGCUGCGGAAUGGACUGGAUUUCCAUCGGCGCCUACAAGAACCUGGAUGGUUUCCGGGCCUGCGGCUCGUCCAUCCCGGCGCCGUACAUCUCCUCUCAGGACCAUGUGUGGAUCAAGUUCCACUCGGACGACAGUCUGACCGGGAAGGGCUUCAGGCUGUCUUACAUAACAGGGAAGUCGGAGGAGCUGGUGUGUGAGCCCGACCAGUUCCACUGUGCCAACGGCAAGUGCCUGCCCGAGGUGUGGAAGUGCAAUGGCAUGGACGAGUGCGGCGACAACUCGGACGAGGAGCUGUGUGCGCCUCCUAACCCCUCGGCGCUCUUCUCCUUCCAGCCGUGCGCCUACAACCAGUUCCCCUGCCUGUCCCGUUACACCCGCGUCUACACCUGCCUGCCCGAGUCGCUCAAGUGCGACGGCAGCAUCGACUGCCAGGACCUGGGCGACGAGAUCGACUGCGACGUGCCGGCGUGCGGCGAACGGCUACGCACCUUCUACGGCACGUUCAACUCGCCCAACUACCCCGACUUCUACCCGCCUGGCAGCAACUGCACCUGGCUCAUCGACACAGGCGACCGGCGCAAGGUGGUGCUGCGCUUCGUGGACUUCAAGCUGGACGGCACGGGCUACGGCGACUACGUCAAGGUCUACGACGGCCUGGAGGAGAACCCACGGCGGCUGCUGCGCGUGCUGACCGCGUUCGACGCCCGCGCCCCGCUGUCCGUGGUGUCCUCGACGGGCCAGCUGCGCAUACACUUCUACGCAGACAAAGUCAACGCGGCGCGCGGUUUUAAUGUCACCUACCAGGUGGACGGCUUCUGUCUGCCCUGGGAGAUCCCAUGCGGGGGCAACUGGGGCUGUUACACGGAGGCGCAGCGCUGCGACGGCUACUGGCACUGCCCCAACGGACGUGACGAGCUCAACUGCAGCACGUGCCAGGAGGACGAGUUCCCGUGUUCGCGCAACGGCGCCUGCUACCCACGCUCCGACCGCUGCAACUACCAGAACCGCUGCCCCAACGGCUCGGACGAGAAGAACUGCUUCUUCUGCCAGCCGGGGAAUUUCCACUGCAAGAACAACCGCUGCGUGUUCGAGAGCUGGGUGUGCGACGCGCAGGACGACUGCGGCGACGGCAGCGACGAGGACAGCUGCCCCGUGGUGGUGCCCACGCGCGUCAUCACCGCCGCCGUCAUCGGCAGCCUCAUCUGCGGCCUGCUGCUGGUCAUCGCGCUGGGCUGCACCUGCAAGCUCUACUCGUUGCGCAUGUUCGAGCGCAGGUCUUUUGAGACUCAGCUCUCCAGAGUGGAAGCGGAGCUGCUGAGGAGGGAGGCUCCGCCCUCCUACGGUCAGCUCAUCGCUCAGGGUCUUAUCCCCCCAGUGGAGGACUUUCCUGUCUGCUCUGGCAACCAGGCCUCUGUCCUGGAGAACCUGCGAUUGGCUGUGCGCUCCCAGCUUGGCUUCACCUCUAUCCGCCUGCCGACAUCCGGCCGCCACCGCAACAUCUGGCGCCGGCUCUUUAACUUCACGCGCUCGCGCCGCUCUGGUUCCCUGGCGCUUGUCUCAGCCGAGACGGACGAUGGCUCUGGAGCCGGGACCGGCAGCGGCGGUGGGAGCGCGUCCCGGGAACCGGAGCGCCUGCUGGGCUCCCACAGGGGUCUGCUGCCCCUCGACUCGGACGACACCGACACAGAGAGCGAGCACCCGCCCCAGCGCCGGGACACGGUUGGAGCGGUGGGCGGAGGAGGGGGAAGCAGCCCAGCGGCCCCCCUGCCUCAGAAAACCCCACCCACCACCGCCGUGGAGGCUAUCGUAUCCGUGACGACUAGCCUGCCCCAGCUGACUGGUCGGGAAGGCAGCCUGGUCGAGAGUUUAUCGGAGAGCGCUGGAGCGACAACGACCACAACGACGGCGCUACCCCAGCGUUCAGUAUCAACAACCUCCAGCAGCAGCAGUAGCAGCGGCGGCAGCAGUCCGGGCAGUAGGAGCCAGCUCAGCAGCGCCCUCAGCAGGAUGACCCGAAGCCUGCGCUGGGUCCGAUUCUCCCUCACGCGUUCCUCCGGUGGCGGCGGGUGCUCUGGCCGGGGCGGGUCGGGGGGCGCCGGGCCCAACCACAGCCCCUUGAGGCAGCUGGAGCACGGCAGCUCUGGCGGCGGUGGGUUGGUGACGGGCGGCGGCAGUGGCACGCGGGAGGAUGAGGACGAUGUGGAGCUGCUCAUCCCUGUCGUUGACGUGCCCUCUGUGGCCGUCGUCGACGACAGCGACUGCUCCAGGCCCCUGCUGGAGGGCUUGUCCGGCCCCUCAGAGCUAGUCAGCGUGGGCCCCCUCCUGGCCUCGUCCCCCACCCUGGCCUCUGCUGUGCUCCGGGGCCGGCUGGCAGGCAGGGACGGGUCCUGUGAACACUGCGGCAUGGUGCACACCGCCCGCAUCCCCGACGCCUGCCUGGAGGCCACUGCCAAGACGGAGACCAGCGAUGACGAGGCCCUGCUGCUGUGCUGAAAGUACAGCUUAUCUGAACUUGGCAGGCUGGCUGACUGACUGACUGACUGACUGUCCCACACAGUUGUCUCCCCAACCCCACCCCCAAUCCACAGCUUCAUUCUCUUUCUCUUUCUCUCUCUCUCUCUCUCUCUCUCUCUCUCUCUCUCUCUCUCUGUCCCCCUGUCCCAACGCCUGGGGUAGGCAUUGUCAGUGGGCUCUCUGGUCAAAGAAUCUCCGAGCACCCAGUGAUUUGACAAAGCUAUAGGAAAGUUAAGACGAAACUUAAGGAUAUUAAAUGUCUUUUUGGAACUUUGGUACGAUAUGGAUGGUACAAUACCCAUACUCAGUGACUGUCUUAUCCCCAAAUUAUUUCUGCUAGCCCUGAACCCUACAAGCCACUGUGCAAUUUUUGAGUGUAUUUGAGUAUUUUCUGUGGAGUGGAGAAUGCAAGCUUACAUGAGGAGUUUGAAGCUUAGGUGCUGAAAGGCAGGCUCAGACCUUCCUAAGUUGGUCGGUACAUAUGAUAAGGGGUAAGACUAUGUUGCUCUUACAACUUUUGUCCUUAACACUGUUUGCAGAGAUUUCAGCCAAAACGACUCAAGUCGGUACUAAUAGGUCAAGUUGAGCCUGGGAGAAAUGUCUGUCGUCUUUUUUUUCUUUCUCCUGUUUUAAAUUAUUUAACAUUUCAUUAUAACUGUAUGUAAAGGUAAGGGUUUUUAUUUCAUGGCAAGUGAUGGCAGAAGUGUGGGGGGAAACUGCACUGUGCGACCUUGGCCUCUCGGUGCUACCGAGCCGUGUUCACCCAUUUCAGUGUUGGGGAGGUCGUCUCACAGUCCUGAAGAGCAGACAGCCCUUCCUCGCGCAGUACCACAGGGCGUGAAGCAAUUUCUACAAGGCAAAAAGUGAAUUUGAGAAAAAAACGUUUCUAAGGACUUAACUUGGUUCCCAAAUGGCCACUGAUGUCCGUUGUAUUUAUUGUUUUUUUUUUUUUUUUUUGUUACUAUUUGGUAACCUCAAUGUUUUGGUACUGAGGACAAAUGUGUGAGUGUGUGUGUAUAUUUAUUAUUCUUAUUAAUUUUAAUUUCAGUAGCGGUUACUUGAGAAGCAUGUUUUAACUGUCUUGUGCUUUUUUUGUUAAGUGAUAUGGUGUUGAUAAAAUAUGAAUAAAUAUAAAUAAAUAAAUAUAUAUACGUAACUGUUUACUGCACUAAGGAAAUAAAAACAGCAUUCAUCAAUCAGG
This is a messenger RNA of Clupea harengus (Atlantic herring), 5567 nucleotides long. RefSeq names its product low density lipoprotein receptor-related protein 12 (gene lrp12). Lineage: Eukaryota; Metazoa; Chordata; Actinopteri; Clupeiformes; Clupeidae. Gene Ontology annotation, molecular function: protein binding. The record is from RefSeq and is a predicted model, not a curated record.